GGCGGACAAGCUCCUAGAUGGAUCGUGGCUGCAAUGGGAAAAAUUCCAAUGGAAUAGCCCUCGGUUCUUUCUUUGUCCCUCUCUGCCUUUGUCCGGGGUUAUUGAUCGCGAGAGAUGAACAGAUUACCAAUCGGAACACCAAUCUAGCGAGGUUGACAGAGCCGGAACCAGGGAAAGGCGCGGAUGAACCGUGGUUUCUCUUUACCGGCCUUCGAUGCCGUUCGAGGAACUCGCAUAUGAUAUGAUAAUGGUUAUAAUUA
This is a messenger RNA of Aspergillus heteromorphus CBS 117.55, 260 nucleotides long. RefSeq lists its product as uncharacterized. Bases 18 to 245 code for a protein of 75 amino acids. The transcript has a single exon. The record is from RefSeq and is a predicted model, not a curated record. Lineage: Eukaryota; Fungi; Ascomycota; Eurotiomycetes; Eurotiales; Aspergillaceae.